Penicillium mononematosum is the source of this 1554-nucleotide messenger RNA. RefSeq lists its product as uncharacterized. Gene Ontology annotation, cellular component: membrane. The record is from RefSeq and is a predicted model, not a curated record. Gene Ontology annotation, biological process: transmembrane transport; carbohydrate transport. Lineage: Eukaryota; Fungi; Ascomycota; Eurotiomycetes; Eurotiales; Aspergillaceae. Gene Ontology annotation, molecular function: carbohydrate:proton symporter activity. The transcript is spliced from 3 exons. Bases 1 to 1554 code for a protein of 517 amino acids.
AUGGGUCUUGAGCAAGACAAACCUGGUGAAAUUGUCCACUUGGAGGCUACUCCGGUGACAAUGAAUCCCACCGAUAUAAAGAAGUCUGAGCACCCUGAUGAAGUCUCCGGAUCUGUUAUGAGCCUGAAUGUGGCUCUUACCAGUUACCGGAAUUCUCUACUGUUCAGUUUGUUCUUCUGCUUCUCCGCUGUUCUCUGGGGUUACGACAUGCAGGUCAGCGGAGGCCUUCUUGCCGCUCCCGAGUUCCGCGCGGUGUUUGGAUACACCCAGGCUGAUGGCACGACUAUCCUUCCGGCGGAAUGGCAAGCUGCUUUCAAUAUGAUCGCCACAGUUGGUGGAAUGAUCGGAAGUCUGCUCUGCGGUCCUAUCUCGCCUUACGCAGGUCGAAAGAUGACUUUGAUCAUCGCAUGUGUCAUCUCCAGUGGCUCCGUCUUCUUGCAGUUCUUUGCGUUCACUCGGGGUGUUCUGCUUGCUGGAAAAUUGAUCAACGGCAUCGCACUUGGCAUGUUCCUCGUCACCGCAUGUGCCUACUGUUCUGAGGCCUGCCCUGUCGUGCUUCGCGGCAUUACCAUUGCCAUGGUGAAUCUCUUUGUAGUCGUCGGUCAGCUCCUCGGGAACUGCCUCAUCAAGGCUUUCGGUGGGCGAUCAGACAAUUUUGCCUACAGAAUCCCCUUUUCUUUUCAGUGGAUUUUCCCGGCGAUCCUUCUUGCUGGCGUGUGGUUCUGCCCCGAAUCCCCGUAUUGGUAUGUCCAAAGGGGCAAGCAUACAGAGGCCAAAAAGUCCCUCGAACGAUUCCAGACGGGCGGAAGCAUUGAUAGCUGGCUUAUUGAGAUCCAAGAGACAGUUCGUAUAGAAGAGGAAUCAGCAUCGUCUGCUAGCUACUUGGAUUGUUUCCGAGGAACUGAUCUCCGUCGAACCUUGAUUGUCAUGUCGGUUUGGACUAUCAACUCUUUCAGUGGUGUCAACUUUGUGCUCAGCUACUCAACGUACUUCUUCCAAAUAGCCGGCAUCCCUACCUCUUCAUCGUUCGACAUGGGUGUUGGCGUGACUGCAGUUGGUGUCCUAGGGAACAUCUGCUCGUGGUGGAGCUCUCGUCCUGGCAUGCUCAUUCUCACUGUGAUUCUCUUCAUCAUUGGCAUUCUCGACGUUGUACCGGGUUAUAACUCCUCCACUGCCAUGGGCCAGUGCGUAUUGAUUAUCGUCUGGAACUUCUUCUACGAUCUCACUCUUGGACCUCUUGGAUACGUGAUCUGUGGAGAGAUGUCUUCUACUCGGUUGCGGUCAUACGGCGUCAGCAUUGGUUUUUUUACGCAAAAUUUCUGGACUUUAAUUAUGACGCUCACGACGCCUUACAUGAUAAACCCUGAUGAAGGUAACCUUCGGGGCAAGACAGGCUUCAUCUUUGGUGGGUUCUCAGUCAUUGCCUGUAUCUGGACUUACUUCUGCUUGCCAGAGACCAAAGGCAGGACCUUUGAGCAGCUGGAUCAUAUGUUCGAGCAGAAAAUCUCGGCACGCAAAUUUGCCGAGUAUGACCAAAGACCGCAUGAAGGAUAA